AUGGACACCACAUCGCCACUCUCCACCACCUCCACCUCUCCCCUCUCCUCCUACCGGAGCUCCAAGCGCUCUUCUCGCAUCGAGAAGCCGCGCAGCAUCCACAGCAGUCCCACCGGCCUCGAGAGACGGAAGACCACCUCGGCCGGGAAGCGCUAUGUCACGCUGGAGGACCGCUGGAACAUGAUGUUCGGCUCGGGCGACGAGGAGAUGCAAGACAGCAGCACUACGAGCGGAUUCUCGUCAUCGAACCGUCCCGUUAGCUGGCACCCGUCCUCCUCCAACUACUUCAACUCGAGUCCAGCCAAUGACCUCGAUGCUGGCUACGGUUUCCCGGAUGGGACGUCAGCAUACCCUAGUCCCGCUUCCGGCUACGCCUCAACCUCCGCACUGGCCUACCUCUCGGCCUUGGCACAACGCAAACGAGAGGCCUUUCCCCUUGCAACUCUCGACAACGACACCUCGAUGGACACCUCCCCCUUCCCGGACUACCAUGAGCCCUCUGCUCAAAUUACAUCAUUUCCGGAGAUGGCCUCUGUCGCAUCCCAGCAAGACUGGAUGUCUACCGACGCUCCCACCUCUCACCCCCAGACCCAGUCAGAAGACCAGGAAGCCGACGCCGACUGUAUGGAAGACGAGUCGCCCAAGGAGUCCGGCAACGUGCUCGUGGGCAUGGGCCUCUACGACCCACCCAGCUACGAGUCGAUGCUGACGUCAGGGCUGGGCAAAGGGCUCAAGCUCGAGGAGACGUGGCAGCCUCCCCCAGAGACUGAAGACGACGAUGCCGAGGACGACGACGACGACAGCUCGGAUGAGGAGAGCGUCGAGGAGGCGCCAGAGCCGCCCAAGGCGGUCGAAGAGGCGGAUGACAGGCAAUGCUGGACGCUGCAGGCAGCAGCGCAAGUAAUGCCGGCAGCAGAUCUCUCUGGCCAGAGCUUCCUGCUUGAGGACGAAGAAACGUACACGAAUGAAUGGUGGUACCAGCAGCUGAAGCGCCCCACGGCACCGGUUGCUGGGCUGGGAUACGGCUGGCUGCAAGCUCAGUAUUAG
Messenger RNA from Lasiodiplodia theobromae, 1047 nucleotides. RefSeq names its product Membrane protein. The record is from RefSeq and is a predicted model, not a curated record. The transcript has a single exon. Bases 1 to 1047 code for a protein of 348 amino acids. NCBI's taxonomy places the organism in Eukaryota, Fungi, Ascomycota, Dothideomycetes, Botryosphaeriales, Botryosphaeriaceae.